This is a messenger RNA of Cuscuta epithymum, 1736 nucleotides long. Lineage: Eukaryota; Viridiplantae; Streptophyta; Magnoliopsida; Solanales; Convolvulaceae. The record is from the annotation of a GenBank genome assembly.
CUAUUUCCUACUACUCAUUACUCAAAAUUUAAGCUCAAGGAGUCCAACCAAAUGUCUGUCACUUUCUCCAUAAAACUUUUCAAGUAGAAAGAAAUUUGAAUGCGCCGAACACUGUAAUUAUUUCCAGAACCAAAACUAAUUAAACUAAAUAGCUGCUGCUUAGGCCGGAGAACAAAGGCCACCGCCCGAGGAAGCAGAGCAGAAGGCGGGGAGCACACGGCAGUCGUCUCUGGAUCGGACGGAGGUAAUAGUAUAAGAAUAUUAUUUCAUAAAUAAAUAAAUAAAAGAGAAUCCAUCCAUCCGUCUUUCUGUUCUCUGAAACAUGAGCUUCUCACGAUCGUGUUGUUCUUACUGGCCAUCCUUCCCCGCUUCGUAAUAACUGCCUGUGGGCUACACUUUCAAAAACCUGGCCUUGCCGGCCACACAUUAUGUUUUCUGUUGUUGUUUGCCAAAAAUGGGUAUAUUUCUUCAACACGAGAAAUGUGUGCUGGGUUGCACUUUCCCCGCCCAGCGUGCGCACCAUCAACCAUUGUCGUCGCGCCAUUUCUCCCUCACUCCUUUUUUUUCCCGCUAUUUAUCACCCAAAAGUGGGCCAUUCGUUUUUGGAGCUCAACUUUUUCUCUUUCAUCUCUUACAGAGGGGAAGAGGAGGGGGAGGCUUUAUUGGUUACACGGUCUCUGCAGUGCGGACUCUGUACAAAUAAAAACUACUGGAAGGGGGGAGAAAUGGAACCUGCAGGAGAUGAAGAAGAGUAUGCAGUGUUCCUAGAAAAGGUGAAGCGGACGGUUUUCAUAGAUAACCUCUCACCAAUGGCCACUGAGGCUGUCCUAAGAGCCGCCUUCAACCAAUUUGGAUCUGUCACUAAUGUGUGUUUACUCCCUAACUACCUCGAGCCCCCCAAUGCAGCUCAAUCAGCUCUGGUGGAGAUGCAAACCGCCGAUCAGGCCGAAUCAAUCAUAUGUGAGGUCAGCUGUUCACCGUUCAUGAUCUCGGGUAUGCCAAGGCCCGUGAGGGCCCAUGCCGCCGAAGUUGAUAUGUUUGAUGAUUGCCCUCGCAAACCUGGUACUAAAGUACAAUUCCAUUGGGUGGACCGUGGUAACCAAAACUAUGGGAUAGCCAUGAGGAUGAGUUCUCUUGCUAGAGAACAUGCUGCCCAAGCUCAAAUUCUGAUGGAGCAUCAACUGGAAGAGGAAGAAAAACUCGCGAAGAAGCAGCAAAUGACCUUGCAGGCAAAUUACAAAAAGUAUAAGCUGUUAAUGGGUGUUGCUGGAAAUGGGCAAAACGGAAAUGCUAAUCAGUUGGCUGCACGAUAUGGUCUACUCAUUGGAAAUUCCAAUAAGUCCCAUUGAGUGUAUGAUUUUCUUCUAAUUCAUUUGGGCAGCUGAUUUACUUAGGAAGCCAAGUAAAAAUGGAUGCACCUUAUCUGUGAGGAUUGAAGUAAAGCUUUUAGCAAUUUAACAUUAGGUAGUACUUAGAUGGCACGAAGGGUACUUUGUAAAUGUCUUUAGGCUUUUGUGCAGUAGAUAUUUUGCUGCCCUGAUUUGUACUCAUCGGGCAUUUGAAGUCCUAAAAGUUAGGAUUUGGGUAUAUGUUCACUCGUUAAAUCAUCUAUGUUAUGGAAGUAAUGGAACCAAUAAAUGUUCACCUACUGCAAUGGUGGCAUUUGAAAUCUCAUGUGUUAUUUUGCCUAUAAUACACACACUACCGCACAAUUGCAACUAUAACUUUCUUGUCCU